Molecule: messenger RNA, 1799 nt
Organism: Elaeis guineensis (African oil palm)
Lineage: Eukaryota; Viridiplantae; Streptophyta; Magnoliopsida; Arecales; Arecaceae
Source: RefSeq, a predicted model, not a curated record
UCUUCUUCCCCCGCCACGCGCUCCUUUUUUUUUCGUACUUGCUCUCCGCCAUCGCGGGCGGCCAAGCGAUGGCAAUCCGCUCUCGCUUUCCCUCCUUUCGCCGCCUCUCCACCGCUGUCUCCGCUGCCGGCCCGCUCCUUUGGAGCCACGCCGGAGAGGAAACCGCCACACCGUCAGCGACCGUCCAAAUCCUAUCGUGGGGCCGGGGCAGCUCCGGCCAGCUUGGCGGCGGCAAGGAGGAGAUCCGCUUUUACCCCUCCCCCGUGGCUUCUCUCCGCCUCCCGGCGGACUUCCGCCUCGUCCCCGUCCAAGGCCGCCUCCCGCUUCCUCCUCCUCCUCCGUCGCAGGGGUCGGCUACUGCCGCUGCCUCCGUUGAGGUUGGGAUCUCCUGUGGGCUGUUCCACUCCGCCUUGCUCGUGGACGGGAGGUUCUGGAUCUGGGGCAAGGGUGAUGGUGGCAGGCUUGGUUUUGGUGAUGAGAGCUCCGUCUUCGUCCCGAUGCUCAACCCUAAUCUUGAUGGUGUUCGGAGUAUUUCGCUUGGUGGAAUCCACUCUACCGCCCUCACCCGGUCUGGUGAGAGUCACAUGACUGCUCAAUUGGCUGGAGUUUGCAGGGGUUAUGGUGGGUUUGGAGCUCUUGGGCACUCUGUUUAUCACAGGGAACUAUUGCCUAGAGUUGUGAAUGGUUCUUGGAAGGGACGCAUAUCCCAUCUUGCUACGAGUGGAGCCCAUACUGCAGCACUUACUGAUUCUGGUGAGCUUUAUACUUGGGGCCGUGAUGAAGGAGACGGUAGAUUGGGCCUUGGUAGCGGCGGUGGUCCAGGUGAGGGGGGUUCUCUUGGAACCCCAUCCAAAGUGAAUGCACUACCUGUGCCUGCUGCAGCAAUCUCUUGUGGUGGAUUUUUCACAAUGGCACUGACUUCAGAUGGCCAAGUAUGGAGUUGGGGAGCAAAUUCAAAUUUUGAACUAGGAAGGGGUGAUAGAACAAGUGAUUGGAAGCCACAACCUAUUCCUAGCCUCAAAGAUGUUCGUAUCAUUCAGAUAGCUAGUGGUGGUUAUCAUUCUUUAGCUUUAACAGAUAAUGGCAAAGUUCUUUCAUGGGGCCAUGGUGGUCAUGGUCAAUUGGGUCAUCAUUCUAUUCAAAACCAGGGAGUUCCUCUUGUCAUUGAAGCUUUGGCUCAGGAAAAUAUCGUCUUUAUAGCAUGUGGAGGUUCAUCUUCAGCUGCUGUUACAGACACAGGGAAGUUAUACAUGUGGGGAAAUGCAAGGGAUUGUCAACUAGGUGUUCCUGGGCUACUGGAUGUUCAACCUUUGCCCAUUGAAGUGAAGUUCCUUAUGGAGGAUAAAGAAUUGGGCCCACAUCAUGUUAUUUCUGUUGCUGUUGGUGCAUCACAUGCCAUGUGCUUGGUUGUGAGACAAAAUACCACUUGCUAGAAGAUUUGCCAUCCAGAUUGCACCAAACACCUCUAUUUAAGACGCCACAGCUGUUCAUGAACAUCCUAGCUGAGAUUGCAGAGGAAGUUGGUGAUUCGUUAAAAUCCAAUCCAAGAAGUGCUCCCAUCCAUGGCAAAUAAAUUGGGAGGAAGAAUCCUGGUGAGGAAGAGUCCAUACAUAUUCGAGUAAUCAGCUGCAAUUGAUGUUUGAUGAGACAAAGUAGAAACUGCAUAUAUAGUGCUGAUAGUGUUGAUGCGUACUUUGGACACCUCCAUGGCUCUUAACAAGGAACGGCGAACCAAAUGUUGCAGAUAUGAUAGGAGGAGAAUUCUUAUGGUUUCAUUUUGAUAUAUAUAUAUAUAUAUA